UCUCAGGUUUCCUUGGUUGCUUUCAAGAAAUUGCUGCUUUGCUUUCCUAGAGGAUGAUUACUAGGCGUUGCUUUUGUAGCUUUGCCCCACGGCCUUGGUUGUUUGUGGGUUUAGGCAACCCGGGCGAUAAAUAUAAAGGAACUAGACACAAUGUGGGUUUUGAAAUGAUCGAUGCAUUUGCUGAAGCUCAAGGGAUAGAAAUGAAUACCCUUAACUGCAAGGCUAUCUUUGGGCAAGGUUUUGUGGAUGAUGCACCUCUUCUUCUUGCUAAGCCUCAAACAUACAUGAACUUGAGUGGUGAAUCUACUGGAGCCCUUGCAGCUUAUUAUAAGCUACCGCUCAAUCGAGUGAUUGUGUUUCAUGAUGACACGGACUUACCAUGUGGAGUGCUUCGUCUUAAAGACAAAGGAGGUCAUGGAAGCCAUAAUGGGCUGAAGAGUGUAAUCUAUCAUUUUCGGGGAAACAAAGAGUUUGCACGGCUACGAAUUGGUAUUGGUAAGCCGCCUGGUCAGAUGGAUCCUAAGGCAUUUUUACUGCAAAAAUUUAAUGCAUCAGCUCGAGAACGAAUUGAUACCGCUUUGCAAGAGGGAGUUGAAGGAUUGAAACUUCUUUUAUCGAAAGGGUUGACAGAAAGUUCAAGACGAUUCAACACUGAACAAAAGUACAAGCAUAUAAGAUUACAAACUAUGCCGAACUGAAGAAUGUUGGAGCCUUCCUUGUAUGAUCGUUUUAAGGGUGCCCUGGUCGUAGCUUUAUGAAGU
Messenger RNA from Hibiscus syriacus, 761 nucleotides. RefSeq names its product peptidyl-tRNA hydrolase, mitochondrial. The transcript is spliced from 9 exons. NCBI's taxonomy places the organism in Eukaryota, Viridiplantae, Streptophyta, Magnoliopsida, Malvales, Malvaceae. Gene Ontology annotation, molecular function: peptidyl-tRNA hydrolase activity. The coding region runs from base 54 to 698 and encodes 214 amino acids. The record is from RefSeq and is a predicted model, not a curated record.